GAAGAGGUUUUCCUAGCUCUGAUUUGAGCAGCGAUGCUUUUCUCUUAGAAGAAAAAAGUAAUUUUUGAAAGCCCAAGCCUUAAAAUGGCCAGGAAGAGACUUACAAACAAUGUGGCUUGUAAGCUUGUCAGUUAGUAGUCAGGGAAAUUAAAUUCUAAAAAAAUUCAGUGCUUUUGCAGCUAAAGCAAGCUUGGAGUAGAGUGAGCAUCAACAGCUUGAGCUGUUUGUUCAGGAGGGUUUGGUUAGACAGAGGCCUGCCCUUGUGAGUCAGGUAACCUGCCAGAGACUUCAGCAGAAUCACACUGCAAAAUUUCUGAGGAGUGUGCCUGAAAAGGUUAUUUUUAUGGAUUGUGCAUGCGUGUGUGCGUACGCGUGAAUGUUCUUAUAUGUAUUUGUACGUGGGUGUCUCUUAUCUGAGUCAGCAGCUGAUAGGUUUGCUUUUGGGUUUGUGUUUAGAUUUUAUUCUCAUGAUAUUACUGGUUUUUUUCUUUCCAGGAUUUGGUUAGUGUUUUAGACUCAUAACAUAUUUCUCUGAAGCUGAUGUUUUCCUAACACUUUCAGCUGGGCUUUGAAAGCUACUUCGCUGGAAUGUUUUAAACAGUUAAAAAACCUCUAGGAUUUGAAGUUUAUUUAAAUUAAUCGAAGGAAAUACUUCUGGCCUCACCAAAGAAAUAACUGGAAUCAUGGAUCAGAACAACAGCUUGCCACCCUACGCUCAAGGCUUAGCCUCCCCUCAGGGUGCAAUGACUCCAGGAAUUCCAAUUUUCAGCCCGAUGAUGCCAUAUGGCACAGGACUGACGCCGCAGCCUGUCCAGAGCACCAACAGUCUGUCCAUAUUGGAGGAACAGCAGCGGCAGCAGCAGCAGCAGCAAGCAGCGCAGCAAUCCACGUCACAGCAAGCCACACAGGGAACAUCUGGUCAAACCCCCCAGCUCUUCCAUUCACAGACUCUUACCACAGCCCCUUUACCAGGAACCACCCCUCUGUACCCCUCUCCAAUGACUCCAAUGACUCCAAUAACUCCUGCAACACCGGCGUCAGAGAGCUCUGGCAUAGUGCCACAACUACAGAAUAUUGUGUCCACAGUGAAUCUUGGUUGCAAACUUGACCUAAAAACUAUUGCACUUCGUGCCCGAAAUGCUGAAUAUAAUCCCAAGCGUUUUGCUGCUGUUAUUAUGAGAAUAAGAGAGCCACGUACUACUGCACUGAUAUUCAGCUCUGGGAAAAUGGUGUGCACAGGAGCAAAAAGCGAGGAGCAAUCCAGACUGGCAGCAAGGAAGUAUGCAAGAGUUGUUCAGAAACUGGGUUUUCCUGCAAAAUUUUUGGAUUUUAAAAUUCAGAAUAUGGUGGGCAGCUGUGAUGUGAAAUUUCCCAUCAGACUGGAAGGAUUGGUACUCACACACCAGCAGUUCAGCAGCUACGAGCCGGAAUUGUUUCCUGGCUUAAUCUACAGAAUGAUUAAGCCAAGAAUUGUUCUGCUUAUUUUUGUUUCUGGAAAAGUGGUUUUAACUGGUGCUAAAGUACGAGCAGAAAUCUAUGAAGCAUUUGAAAACAUCUAUCCUAUUUUAAAGGGAUUCAGAAAGACAACGUAACAGUUUCUACAGCUUCAGAGAAAUCAGGGGUAUAUUUUAAAAGGUAUUGUGUAUGGCACAGCAGUAACAAGAAAGGACUUCCAGUGCAACUGCAACACCAAGACUUGGACUAUUUCCCAGUUAGUGCCUACUUCCCUGAUGCUCAAGGGGAACUGUAUUCUUGAAUAUGUCUACUGAGUUACUGUGAGUUGCUUUACUGGGCUGUUCCUGGAGCAGCCCCUCCAACUUUUAUUUAUAUUCUAGCUUUUAAAUAGUUUUAAUGCCAGUUCUAUUAAUAGAAAAUCUGUAAGUUGGUUUAAAGACAAAUGCAACUGUGUCACUCAGUGUAUAAACCACUUAAAUUGCCAUGUAUAUAUGUUUUAAGUUCCUUCCAUAAGACCAUGGUUUUUAUAAUUUUCAGAACUUUAGCUUUCAAAUUUUUCAAUUUUAAAUUUCUUUGGUGCCAGACACAUUCCCUCUUUCCAGUAUUAAGCAAGAUAGAAUAAAUUUAUUAAUUAAAAUGGCUCACUGUACAUAUAUAUAUAAUAUAUUCCUUUCUUCUCUUUCCUUCUUCAACUCCACAU
Messenger RNA from Ficedula albicollis (Collared flycatcher), 2155 nucleotides. It is a transcript of the gene TBP, whose product is annotated as TATA-box binding protein. The record is from RefSeq and is a predicted model, not a curated record. The coding region runs from base 684 to 1592 and encodes 302 amino acids. The transcript has 7 exons. Gene Ontology annotation, biological process: DNA-templated transcription initiation. Gene Ontology annotation, molecular function: RNA polymerase II general transcription initiation factor activity; DNA binding. Lineage: Eukaryota; Metazoa; Chordata; Aves; Passeriformes; Muscicapidae.